AAAUCUGAAAGAAAGGGAUUGGGAGUUUAGCCACAGCGUGAUGAGCUGACUCCUUUCCUUCCCUAGCCCUAGGUUUUUUUUCAUCCACCUUCUUCCACCGUACACUGCGCUCUUUCCCGCCAUCUCUAAAUACAGUUCCGGCCGCUAUGGCCGGUGCCUCCAGGUUCGUCAUGCUGCUCACCACCCCAUUCCCUCUCCACUUGCGUCCCUCACUCCUCCGAAUCGCUCGCCAUUCUCGCCAUUUCCGGUUAUCGUCCCUCUCUGUCACUCCUCACCACCUGCCUCACUCUCCUACUACCACUUGUCGCACCAAUUCAGUUUUCCUACUCAGAGCCUCUCAAAAAGAAAUUCAUACCCAGACCAGCCAUUUUGGAGACUCCCUCGACUUCUCAUCCCCCAACUCUCCGGCUUCGCACCCAUGGCCUGAAUGGUCUAAACUCGUAGACAACCUCUAUGCUUGUAGGUAUCAGGGGCACGGAAUAGGGGCUGAGGAAGACGCAUUUGUGGCGUAUGAGAAUUUGUCAAACCAUUUUGUUCAUGCUGCAAGCGCGUGUUUGGCAUUUGCUCGUCAUCGUUCCGAUCUUGUGAGGUCACUUUCUAGGAGAGACAUCGAGGUGGUUGUAGAAAAAGGAACGCCAUUUCUGUUCAAAAAUGCUCUUGACACUGCAAGAAGGAUGAGGCCUUUUAUGGACAGAAGCAGAAGCAAUGUGUUGGAAUUUGAAGAAAUACACAUGGUUGAUCUGAUGAAGUAUUUAUUGAGUUAUGCAAGCAAUCCUAGUGUUUCUUCAGAGAACAACAAUCUAUACAAUGGAAAGCUUGUUGAGUCAUCUGUUCGUAAUCUGUUGAUACAAUUGGCUGAGGUGAGCAGCAACAUUCCGGAAUUGAAGACCUCUUUUUCUAUGGAGUAUCAGUUACCAGAUAGAUAUGGACAGACACCCAGACCACUUGGACAAAAAAUUGAAAUGAAAAGAGGUGAUUGGAUAUGCCCAAGGUGCAGUUUCAUGAAUUUUGCAAGGAACAUUAAAUGCCUUGAAUGUGAGGAGGCAAGACCAAAAAGGCAGCUGACUGGUGGGGAGUGGGAGUGUCCUCAAUGUGAUUUCUUUAAUUAUGGGAGGAACUUGGUAUGCUUAAGGUGUGACUGCAAACGACCUGGAGAGGCUUCAUUCGGCACUAGAAACUCCAGACCAGGUUUGGGAUAUAGUAAUGGGGACUAUGCAAAUAAGGGUGAUGUCGAUAGCCGGUUGGCUGACAAUGAAGAGAAGGCACAGCGGUGGUUUAGUAAGGUUUCUCAACCGGACAAUGCAUCUGAUUUGAGCAAAGUUGCAGCUGAUGAAGAUUUUCCUGAAAUCAUGCCGUUGAGGAAAGGGGUAAACAGGUUUGUUGUAAGCACGAGGAAGACAUCCCUGGAAAGGAGACUGGCCGAUUCCCAAUAUAAAAGAAACUUAGGAGAUGGUGGUUCUUCUACGGGUAAUCAUAUUCAAACUCGGGAUGCAAAUAAGACCUUCAACAGAAGUUUGGAUGAAAUUCAAACUGUUAGACAAAAUGCUGAGACAGAGAACAGCUCCUUUCCACGAUUGAGUUCAGCUUCUUUACGGAACGGACAUUCCAAAGAGAGCAGUUCCAGUUAUGUUCCAUUUGUGCCAUUACCUGCUGACACGUUUGCUGAAAAAUCUCAAAAUUCAAGGACGGACAAUGAGAAGGGGGACACAGAAAACCCUGAAUCUCUCUCUUUGAAAGCCACUCGUGAGCAGACAGGUCAUGUUUCAGGGAACAGUGAGUCUGCAGGAUCAGGAGAUGGGUUGCACUCUUCUGAAAUGCCAGCUAGUCAGGCUGAGAACCAGGAUAAGGAGAAGGACCAAGCUGGAAAGUCAGAGAGAUGGUUUAAGAGGGUAGCAGAGCUGCAUGAUGUUACAGAUCUGGCAAGUGAGAUUUCAGAUGAGGACUUCCCAGAGAUUAUGCCAAUGCGUAAAGGAGAAAAUCGAUUUGUGGUCAGCAAGAAGAAAGAUCGUUCUUUAACUUCACCAAUGUACAAAAGACGAAUGGCCAUGGAGCAAGCAGGCAAUACCAAUUUUGUUCCCUUUGUCCCAUUCCCGCCCGAUUACUUCGCUAAAAAGGACAAAGAGCAGCGAACUGAGGCAGAUGAAACUGUAUUUAAAGCUACAGGUGAAAGUUCUUCCAUUUCUACGAAACCAGAAAAACUUCCUGAGAAUCUCGAUAAUGUCAAAAUAGGGGUGUCUGAUACAAAACAAGUGGAAAAUAAACAGACCAGUCUUGGGAGGUGGACUUCAGAGUCUUAUGUAGGUAGUUCAAAUGAGAGAGAAACUGGUGCUGCUUACAGGACACAAAUCAGUGAAAAUCCAAUUCAAAACUCCUCCUCUAAUUUUCAGACUAAUAGCAAGGAUAGUUGGAGUACUGGAUAUAGUGGGAAAGAUAAUAGAACCGAAGGUACAAAUAUGGCUGGAAGUUUACCCCGACCAACUGAAAAUCAGAAUGUUAGGAGUAGCUGGACGGGGAAAAGCUUGGAGGGAUCAGCAGUAAAGGAACCCGAUCCUUUAGACAUGUCAGAAGAGGCUAAGGCACAGAGGUGGUUCCGUCGUGUUGCCCAGAUCAAGGAUAUCUCUGAGCUGAGCCAGAUCCCUGAUGAAGAUUUCCCAUCAAUAAUGCCCAUGCGUAAAGGGGUGAACAGGUUUGUAGUAAGCAAGAGGAAAACACCAUUGGAGAGGAGGUUGACAUCUCCUCAGUAUAAAAGGAAUCUUCCAAUUAUAAGCUCCAAUUCUCCGGAGAAAGAAAAUGACAAAAACUGAAAAACAUGGGAGCGAUUUCUUGUGAGACUCUCACUUAGCAUGCAGGAACACAAGUUGGAAUUGGGUACGCAGGUCGGGUGGGGUAUGUAUUGGAGAGUAAGAUGCGUCAAUUCUCAAAACAGAAGGGUACAAGGACACGGUCUAAUAUUGAUAUAUAUAUAUAUAUAUAUAUAUAUAUAAAUUUCUUUUACUUUCUAGAAUAAAAUAGCAUUUUGGUGUAGCAUUGCGUCCUAAACAGGCAUUUAACUCGUUUUGAGACUCUAAUAAAACAAAAUUAAAAUUAUUGUACUAGGUAUACAUUUUUCAGGUACAUGUCUAAUUAAAUAAAUGUGUUGGACACGUACCGUAUUGUCUAAAUGUCGUACAUGGAUGAUUAAUAGUUUUGAGAAGAGUCCACAUUUCAAAUAAGUUGAAGACAAGGUUGCCAGAUACCAU
Messenger RNA from Cornus florida, 3239 nucleotides. RefSeq names its product zinc finger protein VAR3, chloroplastic. The transcript has 6 exons. Gene Ontology annotation, molecular function: mRNA binding. NCBI's taxonomy places the organism in Eukaryota, Viridiplantae, Streptophyta, Magnoliopsida, Cornales, Cornaceae. Gene Ontology annotation, cellular component: cytoplasm. The coding region runs from base 147 to 2804 and encodes 885 amino acids. The record is from RefSeq and is a predicted model, not a curated record.